Messenger RNA from Drosophila mauritiana, 906 nucleotides. RefSeq names its product seminase. NCBI's taxonomy places the organism in Eukaryota, Metazoa, Arthropoda, Insecta, Diptera, Drosophilidae. Gene Ontology annotation, biological process: proteolysis. The transcript is spliced from 2 exons. The record is from RefSeq and is a predicted model, not a curated record. Gene Ontology annotation, molecular function: serine-type endopeptidase activity. The coding region runs from base 1 to 879 and encodes 292 amino acids.
AUGGAAUGGCAUCUUGUUUGCUGCGUGCUCACUUGCACUCUAGUUUCGACCCAAGUAUAUGGCCAAGAACAGGAGAAAAUUGUGCUUUCCCUACCGGAUGCAAGUGGUCAGCCGGGCAAAAAUCUCACUCUCGAUGUGGCACAGCUGGCCAAGAUAGUACUUCCAUCACCACACGAGACUCGCGUAAUUGGCGGACAUGUGACCACAAAUACCAAGUUGGGAGGAUACCUAACAGCAUUGCUUUAUGAAGACGAUUUUGUUUGUGGCGGCACACUGCUCAACGAAAACAUCGUCCUGACGGCGGCCCACUGUUUUCUGGGUCGGAUGAAGGCGAGCGAAUGGAUUGUGGCUGCCGGCAUUUCCAAUCUCAAUCAAAAGGGUAUUCGACGCCAUGUUAAGGACUUCAUCCUCUCCGAGCAAUUUCGAGAGGACGACAUGAAUAUGGAUGUAGCAGUGGUACUGCUGAAAACUCCCCUGAAGGCUAAAAACAUCGGAACACUUAGCUUAUGUUCGGUGACCCUCAAGCCAGGCGCAGAACUGGUGGUUUCCGGAUGGGGCAUGACCGCUCCCCGAGGACGUGGACCCCACAACUUACUGCGUACAGUGACAGUGCCAAUUAUUCACAAAAAGAACUGUCGCGCUGCCUAUCAGCCCACGGCUAAAAUAACAGACAGUAUGAUAUGUGCUGCAGUGCUGGGACGUAAGGAUGCGUGCACCUUUGACUCCGGUGGGCCGUUGGUGUUCAAAAAGCAGGUGUGUGGCAUAGUGUCCUUUGGCAUUGGGUGUGCUAGCAGCCGUUAUCCUGGCGUCUACACGGAUGUUAUGUACGUGAAGCCUUUUAUCGAGAAAAGCAUUAAAGCUUUGCUAGCAAAGCGAUAAAUAAAAGCUUUCUACACUUAGAAAUCA